AUGUCCGAUCUCAGCAAGGUCACUCCGCCCAAAGAGUUGACCGAGGCAGAGCGUCUUGCGAUCUUCCAGCAUGUCUUCCGUCGACUCGCUGCUCAUCGCAAUACCGCAGAACUUUAUGCGAUCGCAGAAUACACCUUUUCCUCGAAACCUCAAGAGCAGAAAGACCAAAUCAGGGACUCGUUUAUAGAUGUCAUAGAUCGAUGGGGUCAAGACCUGCUACAACAUGUAUGGCACGCUUGCCAGGAGCCCGGUGGAGGCAAGUCCCUUUCGCCAUAUUCUGACACCUCCAUCGUCGGUCUACCACCCUUACCUGACGAGGCCUCCGUCAGAAAGGUCUUGUCCACAGUGCUUCUCCUCCACAUCACCGGCCACAAACACUACUCAGCAAGGACACGCGCUUUCCUGUUCUCGCUCACCGAGCCUGACGAGACCGCGGUAGCGGGCACCUUGAAGAACCCAAGCCGUGCGCUUGAGGAAGCGGAACGGAAGACGAGGAGUGCGAAGGAGGAAGCCUCCGAGCAGUCCAAGACACUACGCAGAGUCGGCAUCGGCCUGGGCGCGGUAGCUGGCGGCGUCCUGAUAGGUGUUACGGGUGGUCUGGCCGCUCCUCUGGUCGGCGCAGGCGUGUCGACUGUCCUCGGAUGGCUUGGUGUAGGUGGAACCGCUGCAGGCCUCCUCGCGACUGGUCUGGCGAGUUCCUCAGUCGUCUGCGGCGCGCUCUUUGGGUACUAUGGGUCACGAAAGAUGGCAGAUACCGUGGGCCGAUACUUGCGAGAGGUUAACGACCUUGCCAUCGUGCCAGUGCGCCAGCCUCGCGACACGUUGGGCGUGCGGCUCUGCAUCAGUGGUUGGCUAGACUCGCCGUCAGACGUCGUAGCUCCCUGGACAGUUUUUGACGGCGACGAUACGUUCGCGUUGCAGUGGGAAGUACAGGCUCUCGAGGAGCUAUCCAGUGCCUUGACAGCCCUCAUCAAGUCGCAAGCAAUGAAGUACGUGAAAGCAGAGAUCAUCAGGCGGACCGUCUUCGCCAGCCUGUUCUCUGCGCUGUCGCCCACCGUAUGGUUGAACCUCACGCGCAUCGUUGACAACCCCUGGAUGACCGCUAAGAGCCUCGCCAGCAAGGCAGGCAAGGUGCUCGGCAAGCUCCUCGCCCAACGAGUCCUCGGUAACCGGCCCAUCACACUCGUAGGCUACUCCCUCGGGUCCCUCGUCAUAUUCGAGGCACUCCAGUACCUCUCCUCGUUGCCACCAUCCGAGACCUGCCAUCUCGUCCAAGACGUCUACCUCUUCGGUGCACCCAUAUCCACCGACGAGGCGCAAUGGACAGCCGCGCGCCGCGUCGUAGCAGGCCGCCUAGUGAACGGUUACGGCGCGAACGACUACAUCCUCGCCGUGCUGACGAGGCUGUCCGACAUCACCUGGAACGUGGCUGGUAUGGGCCCAGUCCCUGUCCAGGGUGUCGAGAACGUCGCAUGUGAUGAAGUCGACGGGCAUCUAAAGUGGAGGAGCAUGGUCGGCCAGUGCUUGAGCAAGUCUAAGGCACCAGGGAUCGUCGACCAGGAAGUUGAAAAACAGCUCGAGCUUGAUACGGGAGUCGAGAUGGAUAUGGACGAGCGUGAGGCAGAGCGCAUUGUCGACGAAGGUCUGGGGCAUGCACCAGAUGCAGACAAGUCGUAA
Molecule: messenger RNA, 1677 nt
Organism: Fomitopsis serialis
Lineage: Eukaryota; Fungi; Basidiomycota; Agaricomycetes; Polyporales; Fomitopsidaceae
Product: DUF726-domain-containing protein
Exons: 4
Coding region: 1-1677 (558 amino acids)
Source: RefSeq, a predicted model, not a curated record